Messenger RNA from Sclerotinia sclerotiorum 1980 UF-70, 1881 nucleotides. RefSeq lists its product with no specific name. NCBI's taxonomy places the organism in Eukaryota, Fungi, Ascomycota, Leotiomycetes, Helotiales, Sclerotiniaceae. The transcript has 8 exons. Bases 1 to 1881 code for a protein of 626 amino acids. The record is from RefSeq and is a predicted model, not a curated record.
AUGACCGAAGGCCCACAUCAUUCUCAGGAACUAUCUCUUGACGAGGAAAAUGUCCCCAAUGAGACUUUGGAGCCAUCCUUGACAUUCUUGAAUACAACUUUUGGCACGAAUGCCUUUUUACAGGAAAUUCCAGAUAUUAACUGCCAAUGGCAAACAAUGGGCUUCCACGGUGUCAACCCAUUGUGUUCUGUCUAUCCUUCACCGAAUGUCUUAGAACCGUACAAUGACCUUUGGCCAUUUGAUACAGCAAAUACUAAUUUAUCGAACCCUUACUUUCCGGAGACAGCGGCAAUAAAUACAUCUUUUGACAACUGCGAUAAUUUCGAAGAUUCUCUUUCACAUUUCGAGUCUGACGGUUGGCUUACAUCAUUCUUGCAAUCUCCUGAGCCAAUAACUUACUCCCCGUUGCAAGUUGGAACCUUCACAGAACGGCAAUCGCCAUGCGAACCCGCUCAACCUAGUGUCGAGGCACUUCCUAAGAAUGAAGGCCCGAGGACUUAUACACCCGAAAUAGACUCGUCUAGCAAUCACUUCAAAGAGGAUGUGCCUACUUUGGCUCCAUCAAAAUUGCAGACAGACCUGUCCAGUCCUCCGGACCAACUAACUCCUCAUGCGAGUGAGCCGGUCGUGGUAACUCCUCGAAAUAUGGAAGACUGUUUAAUCGAUUUUCACAGUGGGGUUAAGGCACCUAAGAGAAAAAGAAAAGAGUUCAAUCGACGUGAAAAGUUGAAGGUUCAUCUAGUUCGACAAGUUGGGGCAUGCCAAAGCUGCCGAGCACGCAAGGUCGAGUGUACAUCUGAUGGCGUUUGUGAUCGAUGUUUUAAGUUAGCUGGUGACCCGGUUAUGGCAAAACAAAUAUGUAUCCGGCACAAAUUGAAGGAUGUUUAUCUGGGAGUCACAGACGUCCAAACUAGGUUGCUCACGUCCGGGAAAGAACAAGUGUAUCAACUCCUUGGGGCGUUGGAAGGUCAUGUUGCAAAAGUCGAACUUCGAGCAGACUGUUCAAUGGCAAGCUUUCCAUGUCGCUCGCUUCCCUGCAAGGCAUGUCUGUGUAAUGCUGCCUUCAGAAUCACAAGCUUAAAUAGUCUUGCUUUCUAUGGAGUCGCCAAUAUUCAUUGCCAUCCUCAUGGCCAGCUUGAUGUUGUAAACACAAUUAAUGACACUUUCUCACCAGACACUGUUCGCGAACAAGUCCGCCUUAAAGCUUCCGAGGGUCUAGAAGAGUCCGAGAAGUAUUUCUUUUCCGAGAUCGAAAAUCUCUGCAAGAAGUCCGCAAGCAAUAAACAAACUCGCAUCAUUGCCGGAAUAUGUUUAUUGAGGUUAAUGCUCUUCUAUCGAGAACGAGUCGUGCGGAUUGAGCUAAGAUCCAAUCUCCCGAGAUGCAAAACUGAUGAGGAUCUUAAAAAUUGCAUUCACCCAGGCAAGACAGAUCCUCAAAAACGACUUGGACAAUGUGGUUUCAUGUAUAAACAACUAGCUGUAGCAUUCAGCACUCUUUGUCGUGGUGAUAACACACCCUUGACGAUUGAUUGGGAGGCUGAAGCUGCGGGUAGAGUAGCUCCGGAUGUUCCUAUGCUUUCAAAUGCAUUUUUGGAACUCAAAUCUGCGUAUGCAGAAUUUUCUUCGAUUCUGCCGCCUGGCGACAAAUGGUGCCCUGGACUUGCGAUGUCCCUCGGCUAUGCGAUCACGUUAUAUUCACCGGUCAUGAAGCUCCCAAUGUGCAUAGCACCUGACCUAUAUGAAGUGCCAGAAGAGCGCCUCAUGGUAUUAGGGAAGAAAGAAGACAGAGAGGUUGUAAAAUUGAUUACUGAGAGUAGUAUUCAAAUCUGCAAAUGGAAGAUGGAGAAAUUAAAAGGGGAAAGGCUAAAGGAUGAGAAAUAA